UCGAGGGUGCGAGGGUCGCGCCGCCUCCCCAGCGGGAUCAGUCUGCUCACAGCCGCCGGCAGAGCUCUCAAUCCCGUCGCUGUAAAGCUCCCAGGAGACACACAAAGCCAAGCACAAGGAUUAGUUUAGGUCACUGGCAGAUGGGCAUCGGUGUCAUUAACUAGCCGCAGGAUGGAGACCACAGCCUGGAACUCUCAGAAGGCGCUGUCGGCAUGCAAGGACGGAGAGGAUUGUCAGGAAAAUGGCGUUCUACAGAAGGGUGUCCCCACCCCUGGCGACAGAGCAGAGUCUAGUCAAAUGUCCAGUGGGUACUCAGCAGUUCCCAACCCUCGCAUAGGAGAUGACACUAGGCACUCUAUUCCGGCUGCCACCACCACCCUAGUGGCCGAGAUUCACCAAGGAGAACGGGAGACCUGGAGCAAGAAGAUGGAUUUCCUACUCUCAGUCAUUGGCUACGCGGUGGACCUGGGCAACGUCUGGCGCUUUCCCUACAUCUGUUACCAGAAUGGAGGAGGGGCAUUCCUCCUCCCCUACGCCAUCAUGGCCAUUUUCGGGGGGAUCCCGCUUUUUUACAUGGAGCUUGCGCUGGGCCAGUACCACAGAAACGGAUGCAUUUCCAUCUGGAGGAAAAUCUGCCCAAUUUUCAAAGGGAUUGGCUUUGCCAUCUGCGUCAUUGCCUUUUACAUUGCUUCCUACUACAAUACCAUCAUGGCCUGGGCGCUCUACUACCUCAUCUCCUCCUUCACGGACCAGCUCCCCUGGACCAGCUGCAAGAACCCCUGGAACACUGGUAACUGCACCAACUACUUCUCCGAGGACAACAUCACCUGGACACUCCACUCCACGUCCCCUGCUGAAGAAUUUUAUACGCGCCACGUCCUACAGAUCCACCGGUCCGAGGGUCUCCAGGACCUGGGGGGCAUCAGCUGGCAGCUUGCUCUCUGCAUCGUGCUCAUCUUUACCAUCAUCUAUUUCAGCAUCUGGAAAGGCGUCAAAUCGUCUGGCAAGGUCGUGUGGGUGACAGCCACCUUCCCUUACAUUGUCCUUUCCAUCCUGCUGGUGAGGGGGGCCACCCUCCCUGGAGCCUGGAGGGGUGUUGUCUUUUACUUGAAACCCAACUGGCAAAAACUCCUAGAGACAGGGGUGUGGGUGGACGCAGCAGCUCAGAUCUUCUUCUCUCUUGGUCCGGGCUUUGGGGUCCUCCUGGCAUUUGCUAGCUACAACAAGUUCAACAACAACUGCUACCAAGACGCACUGGUGACCAGUAUGGUGAACUGCAUGACAAGCUUUGUGUCGGGAUUUGUCAUCUUCACGGUGCUUGGUUACAUGGCUGAGAUGAGGAACGAAGAUGUGUCUGAGGUGGCCAAAGAUGCAGGCCCCAGCCUCCUCUUCAUUACAUAUGCAGAGGCCAUAGCCAACAUGCCAGCAUCCACCUUCUUCGCCAUCAUCUUCUUCCUCAUGCUGAUCACACUGGGCUUGGAUAGCACGUUUGCAGGCUUGGAGGGGGUGAUCACGGCUUUGCUGGAUGAGUUUCCGCACAUCUGGGCCAAGCGCCGGGAGUGGUUUGUGCUCAUUGUAGUCAUAACUUGCUUCUUUGGAUCCCUGACCACCCUGACUUUUGGAGGGGCCUAUGUGGUGAAGCUGCUGGAGGAGUAUGCCACCGGGCCUGCGGUACUCACAGUGGCACUUAUAGAAGCAGUUGCUGUGUCCUGGUUCUAUGGCAUCACUCAGUUCUGCAGUGACGUGAAGGAGAUGCUUGGCUUCACCCCUGGAUGGUUCUGGAGGAUCUGCUGGGUAGCCAUCAGCCCUGUGUUUCUUCUGUUCAUCAUUUGCAGUUUUUUGAUGAGCCCACCCCAGCUGCGACUUUUCCAGUAUAAUUAUCCCCACUGGAGUGUCAUCCUGGGUUACUGCAUAGGAACUUCGUCCAUCAUCUGCGUCCCCAUGUACAUCACUUACCGGCUGAUCAUCACUCCAGGGACGUUUAAGGAGCGCAUUAUUAAAAGCAUCACUCCAGAAACACCCACAGAAAUUCCCUGUGGUGACAUCCUCUUGAACGCUGUGUAACACUCCAGUGCAAGGCAAAGACUUCCCGGCCGCCGCCUCCAGCUCUGGAGUGUCCGAUCUCGCCCUCUCCCUUCUAAGUGAACCAGUUUCCAGCCACACCUGAUGACAGAAAGGCCUUCUUCAUGGAGACACAGUCCUAAAAGACUAUGGUGCCCAGACUCUUAUGGCCUCUGGCCACUUCUUUCCAAGAAAUCUCCUGGCCAUAUUGCCAUCCCAGACGAUGACACAGCUGAGCUGGCCCACCUUGGAUGUGUGAGGGUGUACAUGGAGGUGAUGAAAACCACCCGAUCAGUUAGAAUUAGCUUUAGAAUCAAGUCUGAAAAUCUCCUGUGUCAUUUUUUGGUAUGAUUCUGUUAUUUGACAUCCGUUUGCUUCUAAAGGCUUCGCUGUUCACGAAUACAUAAACCAUUUAGGAGAAAACAGGGAUGCUGUCUUGCUAGCCAUAUAUUUUCUGAGUAGCAUAAACUUCUAUAGCUGGAAUCUACUAGAAUCUUCUAGCCUCUGUGCUGUGGAAUCAGGAAAGGAAGAUUGUAAGAAACUAA
Messenger RNA from Castor canadensis (American beaver), 2606 nucleotides. RefSeq names its product solute carrier family 6 member 4 (gene Slc6a4). The record is from RefSeq and is a predicted model, not a curated record. Gene Ontology annotation, molecular function: serotonin:sodium:chloride symporter activity; serotonin binding. Gene Ontology annotation, cellular component: neuron projection; synapse; plasma membrane. Gene Ontology annotation, biological process: amino acid transport; serotonin uptake; sodium ion transmembrane transport. NCBI's taxonomy places the organism in Eukaryota, Metazoa, Chordata, Mammalia, Rodentia, Castoridae.